Messenger RNA from Triticum turgidum subsp. durum (durum wheat), 1269 nucleotides. The record is from the annotation of a GenBank genome assembly. NCBI's taxonomy places the organism in Eukaryota, Viridiplantae, Streptophyta, Magnoliopsida, Poales, Poaceae.
AUGGCGGACGGGGACUCGGCGGCGGCCUACGCGUCGCCGCGGUCGCCGCUGCCCCCGGAGACGCCGUCCACGCAGAAGCGGACGCAGCGCGGCCUCGUCUCGCGGGUGUGGAAGGGCAUCUUCGGCCGCCGCGAGGACGUCGAGAAGCUGCUGCAGGCGCUCUCCAAGGAGGAGGAGGCCCUCCGCUCCCGGCUCCACCGCCGCGCCCGCGCCUCCCGCAGCUCCGCCCACAACGUCCUCGCCCUCGCAUCCGCGCUCGAGGGUUAUAUGUUUUAUUUUACGGAACAGAUUGCGGCUGUUGGAUAUGCGAUUAUGACUACCAGAUCCCCGGACAUCCCCUGGCAGAUGAGGGCAGCCCGGGUGCUGCCCAUGUUCUUGGUUCCUGCUUUAGCUGCUCUCAUCUACUCAGCUAUCACAAGCAUUACGAAAAUACUUGAUAAUAGAGACCAACAUACUCUUGAAAAGCUCCGUGCUGAAAGACAGGCCAAGAUUGACGAGUUGAAGGAGAGAACAAAUUACUACACUACCCAGCAACUUAUACAGAGAUAUGAUCUUGACCCUGCUGCAAAGGCGGCUGCAGCAAGUGUUUUGGCAUCUAAGCUGGGCGCGGAUUCUGGAUUGAGAGUCUUUUUGGGAGAUGAGUUGAACAUGGAUGGAAGUAAAAGUAAUGAUCAGCAUGGACAGGCUUCUGGUAUGAGGCAAAGAAAACCAGCCCACUCAGGCCAUGUCUCUGGACCGACCCAUGCCUCUGAGCCAUCAGACGGCUCGAGUAUAUAUGCUGGUAACGAAAGCCCCACUGCAAAUCGGACUGUUGAGCACUUUAGAGGCCAUGCUGGCAAUGAUGGCGGAUGGCUCGCACGGGUGGCCGCUCUGCUUGUAGGGGAGGAUCCAACACAAUGCUUUGCGCUAAUAUGUGGCAAUUGCCAUAUGCAUAACGGUCUUGCGAGGAAAGAGGACUUUGCGUUCGUUACAUACUACUGUCCUCACUGCAAUGCUCUCAAUGGAUCGCGGCAACAGGAGGACGGUGAAAUGGUGACUCCUACCGAUCGCUCCUUUGGUAACAGCAUCCAAGCCAGCGCCAGCCUUGCGGACUCAGGCGUCAGCAGUCCUGUUGGGAGGAGCUUGCCGACCGUUGAAGAACUGCCUGCAGAAAGUUCUGGUGCGAGUAACUUAACGAUUGCUGAACAGCCUCGAGCAGAGAGUUCUUCUGCCACAAAUAACUUACGACCAACUGUUGAAGUUCAACCCGCCGAUCAGCUUGCCAGCUGA